CCCGGAGUUGUGGUUCCCACGGCCUCUUGGGCAGGCGCCAGUGCUGAGCUCAGAGUUUCCGUGCAGAGCAGCUCGUUCACACGCCAGAGGCUGAGGGAGGAUGGCCCUGAGGGUCCUGCGCCAGGGCAGGGCUGUGGGACCACAGGGGCUUAGAGAGCCCCACACUAGGACCCACAUCUCCCACCCAGAGGACCUGGCUAUAAGGUGGUAGGGCAGGAGAGCCCCUUCCCUACAGGGGAAAGGUGACACUUGUCUCUGUGUCUCUCUUUGAAGGGGCUGUGCCAGCCUGCUGGAAACCACAGCUCCCUGGGGACCGGCAGGGGUGGAGCACAGCAGGGGGACGAGGCGGAGUGCAGUCCCCAGCCAGGGUGGGUGGGACCACCGAGCCAAAACACAGCUCAGAGCUGGUCACAGCACAGCGCUGUGGUGGUACAGAGCAGCCGAGCCCCCGGAGAGCCAGCGGCCACCGCGGCCAUCCUGCCCCUGCCCCGUUGUCACGGGGUGUGAUGGCACCCGGCAGAAGGGAUGCGAGCCGCGGGCGGGGGGCAGUGGGAACGUGUGCCACAGCCCAGGCUGCCCUCUGCAAGGCCGCGGCCGGACACCAUCAGCUGGUGCUGCAGCUCGGGGGGAGCGGGGACGGCCCCCGGCUGCGAGAGGAGCGCCGCAGGAGGAGCGCAGAGGCCUGUGAGCUCAGCAAGGGGCUGCGGCGGACGCUGCUGGCGGGGCUGCGGCAGGGCCCGGCCAGCCCUCGGGAGCGGCAGGAGCUGGAGCGGCUCUGGGUGCUCUUCCUCUCCGCCCUGGAGCUCUUCCUGCAGGACCUGUACAGAGCCCAGCACCUCUGCCAGCUCUUCUCCGUGCAAGGGGGUGAUGUGGCCCCUCUGCGCACUGGGCUGGGGGGCUGGGGGCUGCCCAGCCGGAGAGGAGGGGGUCCCACACAGCCCCCCACCACCCAGAGCUUGGAGGAGGAGAUCGAGCAGGUGAGGGCCACGCUGGCAGAGAUGGAGAGCGGAGCCAACAUUCCACCGUGGACAGUGGAAGCCACAGAGACCACACAGCCGGCAGAGACAGGCGGCACCGCAGAGAGAGCGGCCUGGGGAGGCGCCUGUGCUGGGCACUGCUGUGGGGUGCUCUGACCUGGGGGGCAGGAGAGGUGGCACCCCUGUCACAGAGCAGGGGACAGAGGUACCCCUACAGAUCUCAACCCCUGCCCUUACAGGUGAUGGUGGGAGCUGCUCCCACCCUGUAGACAAAAUGGGAUAUAUACUGAUAAACUCCUGUUACCCUACAGGGGUCACUAUCCCUUCCACCCUUCCUGCCCACACUUGCAGAGGGUCCUCUAGGCACUCAGAGUAUGCUAGAGCUGCCACAGAAUCCCCUGCAGAAGUUAUAAACCUGCAUUUAUUCAUUUAUUUAUACAUUAA
Messenger RNA from Melospiza melodia melodia, 1421 nucleotides. RefSeq names its product regulator of G-protein signaling 9-binding protein-like. NCBI's taxonomy places the organism in Eukaryota, Metazoa, Chordata, Aves, Passeriformes, Passerellidae. The coding region runs from base 507 to 1133 and encodes 208 amino acids. The transcript has 2 exons. Gene Ontology annotation, cellular component: neuron projection. The record is from RefSeq and is a predicted model, not a curated record. Gene Ontology annotation, biological process: G protein-coupled receptor signaling pathway.